AUGGCACCUAUCAAAGUUGGUGUCGUAGGCUACGGCAACUCAGCCAAGAGCUUCCACUUGCCAUUCAUCACUUCUAUCCCAGACUACGAAGUCGUUGCUAUUCUUCAGAGAAAAGAAGCCCCUGCCGAUCCAUCGUCCGCUGAGAAGGGCUCGCACUGUACCGUUGACUUUCCUCACAUCAGACAUUAUCGCACAGGCGAGGAGUUCUUCGCCGACAAAGAUAUCCAGUUUGUAGUUGUCGCUACACAGCAUGAUACACACGCAUCUUUUGCAGAGCAGGCGCUUAACGCGGGAAAGCAUGUGAUUGUGGACAAGCCUUUUGCUGUUUCGGCUGAAGAGGCUGAUAGGGUGAUCAGAUUGGGUGAAGAGAAGGGUCUCAUUCUUACUUGUUUUCAGAACCGACGAUGGGAUGCAGACUUUCAGACCCUUCGCCACCUCAUUAACAAAGGUGCACUGGGCGACAUCAAAGAAGCUGAGUUGCACUAUGACUUUGAGUCACCACCGUGGCUGUCCAAAAUGGGAGCCAAAUACACUCCAGGCUCCGGCAUGGCCUUUGGUCUCGGUACGCAUAGCAUCGACCAGGCGCUUGUCCUCUUUGGCCGCCCCAAGUCAGUGACGGGGUUCUUCCGCGUGCAACGUGACGCCGAGAGUGAAAUUGAAGAUUCUUUUACUAUUAUUUUACAGUAUGAUGGUAUGCAGAAAGAUCUGCUCGUUACCGUUAAAACAGCUGUGACGACGCCGAUGGCACAGCAAUUGAAGCAGCUCGUUCGCGGAACAAAGGGAUCAUUCAUAAAGUUCCAAAAGCAUAGCUUUUGCGCAACAGAGGACGGUAUCGCUGCUGGUCUCAAGCCGCUUGAUGAAGGCUUUGGCGUUGAAUCCGAUGAACUGCGGGGUAUUCUCACGACAUACGAAGAGUUCGACGGUAAAGUUCAGAAGUAUGAUCCUGAGAUCAAGAAGUAUACUGGCCGAUAUCCAAGUUUUGCAGGUCGAUGGAUGGGAUUGUAUGAGAAUGUCGCCGAUGCAAUUAAUGGCAAGGCAGGGUUGGAAGUGAAGCCAACGCAAUCACGCGAUGGUUUGAGGGUCAUUGAGCUUGCAAGGGAGUCACACCAAAAAGGUGCCACAGUUCUUUGGUCAUAAGAAAGUUACAUCAUCCUUCCUGUACUUAAUAAAAAGUAUGUUGUCUAUCUGCAUUACUG
This is a messenger RNA of Fusarium verticillioides 7600, 1196 nucleotides long. RefSeq lists its product as hypothetical. NCBI's taxonomy places the organism in Eukaryota, Fungi, Ascomycota, Sordariomycetes, Hypocreales, Nectriaceae. The transcript has 5 exons. Gene Ontology annotation, molecular function: nucleotide binding. The coding region runs from base 1 to 1137 and encodes 378 amino acids. The record is from RefSeq and is a predicted model, not a curated record.